This is a messenger RNA of Exophiala aquamarina CBS 119918, 981 nucleotides long. RefSeq names its product enoyl-CoA hydratase. The record is from RefSeq and is a predicted model, not a curated record. Lineage: Eukaryota; Fungi; Ascomycota; Eurotiomycetes; Chaetothyriales; Herpotrichiellaceae. The transcript is spliced from 2 exons. Bases 1 to 981 code for a protein of 326 amino acids.
AUGCCUCGCUCACCUCGCCCUCUGUUGGAGGUUCCCGAGUCCUACAGCUCUCUCCCUUUACGCCAAAUCAAGGUCACCAAUGUGCCCGAGUCAUCUCAGAUCGUGACUCCCGUGCUACUGAUCACGCUGAACCGACCCCAAAAACUCAAUGCCUUCACCGAGUUUAUGCGGGAGGACUUGGAACGGGUCUACGAGCUUGUGAAUAUUGACCCCCGAGUCAAAGCGGUGGUUUUGACGGGCGCUGGGAAUGCCUUCUGCGCAGGAGCCGAUCUCGAAAUUGGAUUCCCAGGAGUCAAAGACGAGCACGGGACGCUUCGAAGACCGAAGACAGAGCGCGACAUCGAUCAUCGAGACGGUGGUGGAAGAGCGGCACUGGCAAUUCAUUAUUGUACUAAGCCCACGGUAGCGGCCAUACAAGGCUCUGCCGUCGGUGUGGGUAUUACACUUACACUGCCCGCAGCGAUUCGCGUCGCCUACGCGAAGGCCAAUGUCGGGUUUGUCUUCAGUAGACGAGGUGUUGUAAUGGAGGCCUGCUCCAGCUAUUUCCUUCCUCGCUUGAUCGGUCACUCCAGGGCAAUCCACCUGGCUGCCAUGGGCGCCGCGUAUAGCGCCGACCAUCGCCUCUUCAGCACCCUUUUCUCCGAAGUGUGUGCAACGCCGGAGGCGACUUUGGCACGGGCGCUCGAACUCGCUCAAAAUCUUGCGCAAAACACGUCGACAGUUUCGACAAAAAUCAUGAGAGAAUUGAUGUACCGAGGCCCUGAUAACGUUGAAGAAGCACACCUGCUUGAUUCGCAGAUGAUUUAUGGCCUAUAUGGACGCAAGGACAAUCUUGAGGGUGUACAGAGUUUCCUGCAGAAGAGGCCAGUGAAUUUCACGGGCCAGUUGCCGCAAGAUGCGCCAGAUGGAUAUCCAUGGUGGAGGCAAAUCGAUAUCGGCGAUAAGCCUCUGGAGUACAGCCAUGAAAAGGCCAAGCUGUAA